Alexandromys fortis (reed vole) is the source of this 3584-nucleotide messenger RNA. RefSeq names its product artemin (gene Artn). Gene Ontology annotation, biological process: peripheral nervous system development. Gene Ontology annotation, molecular function: growth factor activity; glial cell-derived neurotrophic factor receptor binding; receptor tyrosine kinase binding. NCBI's taxonomy places the organism in Eukaryota, Metazoa, Chordata, Mammalia, Rodentia, Cricetidae. The transcript is spliced from 3 exons. The record is from RefSeq and is a predicted model, not a curated record. The coding region runs from base 1659 to 2333 and encodes 224 amino acids.
CCUUCUUGCCCAUCCCCUGAGAACGCUCCUAGGGCAGAAAAGGGGCCAGAAAGGUCUUCUUCCUCCCCCUUUCUCUCAGCCUCUCUCUUCUGGGCUCUCAGCGCCGCUCUCUGCCCCUCCCAGUCCCUCCAGUCCCUCUUGUCGCUAUUCUGUUGGACUGUGUUAGCCCUCCUGGCUGGCUGUAAUAUGAGGCUCCCGCUGCCGCCACAGGGCACAGACCGGCUGCCAAAGCCCCACUUUUGGCUAAAAGAGGCGCUGCCAGGUGCACAACUCUGGGCAUGAUCUAUUUGAGCUUCGAGGGAAAGCCCAGCACUGGUCCCAGGAAAGGUACCUAGAAGGACCCCCUUGGUGAGUAUAGGGCUAGUGGAUAGGGUUGGCAAGGGCUGGAGGACCAAAUAAUCCCAGAUUACCGGUAAGGAAGGAGACUGGUCUGAGCUACCCUCGAGGGACUUGCUCCUGGGCUCCCUCUAGCGCAGAUACCCCUAAGGCUGCCUUGUCUGACUUUCCCUCCAUCUGGGAAAAUAGUCACUAGCCUGGUCUCUAGGGAUCUGAGUCUAGUUAGCCAACAGGUACACAACUAGUCCUGGAGGACCACUUCCUGGAUAAAGGCCUGGAAGGUAUGUGUCGUGUGGUCGGCCCCAUGUAUUAUUCUGUGUGCUAGCAGAAGGAUGGGAGAUAACAUCUGGGACCCGUGAGGAGACUAGCUAAUGAGGACUCAUAAAGGUCCUGGGGCCCCAGGGGGUUGGCUCACAAAGACGUGCUGUUCAGUAAAGCCGGCUAGGGUCAGGAAGGAUAUAGUUCAUGGGGGAUACUCGUAGGAGCAAGGCUAAGAAGCCAUGCACAGAAGGCUGAUGGCCCAGAUGGCUAGCUCUCAGAGUGGUCCAGUCCUCUGAGACCAGGCUGAUGUGGAGGGCUGGCUGGUCCUCCUGGGAAUGGCUCAGAACUGAACAUGCAGAGGAUGUGGAAAAGCCCCCCUCCCCUUGCCCCUUUAGUCCGCAGGCUUGGCAAACUCUGCCCCCUGGUGGCCACAGGAAACCAUGGUCCAGGCACUGUUUUCAGAAGGCCCAUCACUCCCCCCAGAUAACAAGCAGGCUCUUGGGGGGGACAUCUGUGGGUCUAAGAGAGAACUCAGGUGACUCUGGGUCCAGAACAGAGAUUGCAGGAGGCCUUGGCUCCCAGUCAACAGACAACACAGAGUGACCAACCGGUUGGCACUCUAAUUCUCCAGAGCUCUGCUUCCUCCCCGGGUGUUUGCGGAGAAUGCUGAGUGCAGAGCUAAGGGUGUCCAGUUACUGCUUUCUCCAGCCACUCUGGUACCUUCCGCCCUGAAGUACAGCACAGAAGGGUUUCCCCUUAGACAAUCUCUGAGCUCAGCCGAGCCUCGUUUGCCAAUCUGGAAAAGGGAGCCAUGGAACUUGUGGAACCGUGAAGAAGCAAAUCCUGCAAAGCACCAAUCACAUCUCCGCAUCUCUGUGCCACUACUGCUUCUGGGCUGCCUCUAGUUACCUAAGCUUCGGGGUAGCUUUGAGAUACUGAAGUGGAUACUGAACUAAUACCCCAAAAGAUAACUAACCCCUCCUUCAACUUGCAGCUGUCUCAAAAAGAAGGUGGGGAAACAGGACCACGAAGGCUGAUGGGAGCUCCUGGUGUUGACAGAGAUGGAACUGGGACUUGGAGACUCUACUGCAUUGCCCCGCUGCCUCCAGCCUAGGUGGCAGCAAGCUUUGUGGCCAACCCUAGCUGUUCUUGCCCUACUGAGCAGCGUCACAGAGGCCUCCCUGGACCCCAUGUCCCUCAGCCCCUCCGCUCGCGAUGGUCCCUCGCCGGUCCUGGCGCCCCCCACCGGCCACCUGCCUGGGGGACGCACUGCGCAUUUGUGCAGCGAAAGAACCCUGCCACCACCGCCACAGUCUCCCCAGCCCGCACCCCCGCCGCCAGGUCCCGCGCUCCAAUCUCCUCCCGCUGCGCUCCGCGGGGUACGCGCCGCACGUGCAGAGACCCGGAGCAGCCGCGCGCGGGCCACGGAUACGCGCGGCUGCCGCCUGCGCUCGCAGCUGGUGCCGGUGAGCGCGCUCGGCCUGGGCCACAGUUCCGACGAGCUGGUACGUUUCCGCUUCUGCAGCGGCUCGUGCCGCCGAGCACGCUCCCCGCACGACCUCAGCCUGGCCAGCUUACUGGGCGCCGGGGCCCUGCGGUCGCCCCCUGGGUCCCGGCCAAUCAGCCAGCCCUGUUGCCGGCCCACUCGCUAUGAGGCUGUCUCCUUCAUGGACGUGAACAGCACCUGGAGGACCGUGGACCAUCUCUCGGCCACUGCCUGCGGCUGUCUGGGCUGAGGAUGCUCUCCAAGCCUUUGCACACUGAACCCUUGUGUCGCCCUGCCUGGAACAGCCCCACUCGGCCUCGCUAGCCAGGAACCUCAGUCGGAAAAGGAGGCUGUAGAGCUCAGGCCCCAGGCCCGUGAGUGACAUACAUCGAGCCAGAAGAGAUGACCUAACUAACCACUGACCAACAGCUCCAAGGUGCUCAUGGAUCCCAGCUCUACAGACACCAGAAACCUCAGCUAAGGAGAACUCCUCUGGGAGAAUUCAGAAAUGGCCCCAAGUCCUGGGGGAUGAAUUUUGAGGAGAUACAUUGUAGUCGCGUUGCUGGAAGAGCCUGUGCUGAAUGAAGCCAGCCAUGUGUUCACUUGUGGAAGCCGAAGCCCUAUUUAUUGUUUCUAAAUUAUUUAUUUACUUUGCUGGUUUGUCAGAUCUUUUCCUGGACACGGGGGAUGGGUAGAAGAGGCUGGAUGAAGAUGUUGCCCCCGCCUCUCCACUUCCAUAGUUCACACUGACUCGGCCAUCACAGUGUUGACCUGGAUCACCCACUGCUUUCCCCAUCGGGUGGCUCUGAGAUGGGAGGCACAGCUGGGUGACGAAGAUGCGCAGUCCUCAGCACUUGGGGCCUGGGUUACCUGUGGGAAAAUAAACUAUUUAGCCUUUGUGGAGAAAGGCUGCCUUGUGACGGUUGAGGCUUUGUCCCACUCCAUCAAUGUCGGUGUCUUACCAUGCAAGGACCUGUCUCAAAGGCUCCCCGACAGGCACACACGCUGCUUCUACUGACAGAUAGUCAAGCCCUGAAGGAGCCCAGGGCGAGAGAACAUCUGAAGAGCUAAGGAUGGGAGAGGGGAACCAGGGUGCUUGUUCCUGGGAGGGAAGCACAGAGCCUCCUGAAGAUAGAAAGGCAGGAAAGCCCUGAGGGUCUCAGCAGAGCGUGAAUUUGGGGUGACGAACAAGCGUAUUCAUUUAUUCGCCCAAUAAACAUCAGCAAUGAGAGGUCAGCUACUAGGCAGACACUAAGGAUGCAGAAGCCAGGCUGCAGAUGUACUUCAGGUGGCAGAGUGCCUGCCUCGUGUGCUUGAAGCCCUUGGUUUGGUGUCCAGCACCACAUAAGCAGGAAGUAGUGGUACACACCUGUAAUACCAGCGCUCAAGGAUCAAACAGUCAAGAGCAUCCUCGGCUACAUAUUGAGUUCCAGGCUAGCCUGGGCUACAUGACAGUCUGUCUUAAAAGGAAAGAGAGAGAGAGAGAGAGAGAGAGAGAGAG